AUGGGCACUGUCUUACCUUAUGGACAGCUGGUCCGGUCUGCGGCCCGGACCCAAGUCGCAUAUAUCCCUCGACGAACAUUGACUUCAACCCCAAUUCGUUAUGCCGAAGAGGACAAGCCUGCCAAACAGAACAACUCAAUUUUCUCCUCGAUGAAAAGCUGGGUUAUGGGUGGAAAGUCGGACGCAAAGCCCAAGGUCACCCGCACACCAAAAGCCCCUUCUCGUGAGCAAGGUGCGCUAGGAAACACCUCUAUCUUCGCAGACGAAGCCGCCAGUCCAUCUGGUCCAUCUCCCACACGCAAGAAGGACAAGAUGCAAAAAGAACCGGCUACAGAGGGCCAGGCGCCUCUGAGCGAGCGACCCAAGGAAAAUCUACAAAUGCGUCUGAACCCCAACCCGCAAGCACAGCUCCGAUGGGAGAAGAAGAUGGUCAUUCGUGAAAUCCGGAAUCGCGGCCGUAUCCCCAAGGAGAUUCAAAUUAAGCGUACCGAGCGCGAAUCGCUUGCCAAGUCACACUGGUUCAAGACAUCCAUCAAGAAGCUUGGCCCCCUCGCUCGCCAAAUUGCGGGCAAGAAUAUCGAUGAGGCUAUCUUGCAGAUGCGCUUCAGCAAGAAGAAGGCCGCGCAGGAUGUGCUUGGCCACCUGGAGCAUGCAAAGAAUGUCGCCAUGGCUCGUGCCGGCAUGGGUCUAUCAGCGAAGGAAGAUGCGCUCCCCAAGCCCAUCACCGUCACAUUAAAAGAUGGCGAACGCAAGAUCAUUAACGAUCCCACAAACAUCUAUAUUGAGGAAGCAUGGGUGAACCGUGGUCCAUAUGGAUUUGGUCUCGACCACCGUGCCCGUGGUCAAAUCAAUCGCUUGCGUCCCCCAGCUACUGGUCUUUCUGUUGUUUUGAAAGAGGAGAAGACUCGUAUUCGUGAAUGGAAGGACCGGGAAGCUAAGGCCCAGCGUCAGCGAAAGGAGCAGCUCUGGACCCAAUUGCCAGACCGAAAGAUCUCUGCUCAAAAUCAAUACUAUAGCUGGUAA
Penicillium angulare is the source of this 1023-nucleotide messenger RNA. Its product is annotated as mitochondrial 54S ribosomal protein uL22m. Gene Ontology annotation, biological process: ribosome assembly; translation. NCBI's taxonomy places the organism in Eukaryota, Fungi, Ascomycota, Eurotiomycetes, Eurotiales, Aspergillaceae. Gene Ontology annotation, molecular function: structural constituent of ribosome. The record is from RefSeq and is a predicted model, not a curated record. Gene Ontology annotation, cellular component: mitochondrial large ribosomal subunit; ribosome. The transcript has 2 exons. Bases 1 to 1023 code for a protein of 340 amino acids.